AUGUCUUUCAGAAACAACGGUAUCCGUAUGGCUAGAAUCGCCGCCUCCGGCGCUAGCAAGCAAAUCGCCUCCAAGAGAGCCUUGAGCGCCUUGGUCGCCGCUGCCCGUCCAAUUGUCUCCAAGCAAUCCAUGGCCCCUGCUGCUGUCCGUGGUGUCAAGACCAUCAACUUCGGUGGUACCGAAGAAAUCGUCCAUGAACGUGCCGACUGGCCAAGAGAAAAGUUGUUGGAAUACUUCAAGAACGACACCUUGGCUUUGAUUGGUUACGGUUCCCAAGGUUACGGUCAAGGUUUGAACUUGAGAGACAACGGUUUGAACGUUAUCAUCGGUGUCAGAAAGAACGGUGCUUCCUGGAAGGCCGCCAUUGAAGACGGCUGGGUUCCAGGUGAGAACUUGUUCGAUGUCAACGAAGCCAUUGGCAAGGGUACUUACAUCAUGAACUUGUUGUCUGAUGCUGCCCAAUCCGAGACCUGGGCCUCCAUCAAGCCUUUGAUCACCGAAGGUAAGACCUUGUACUUCUCCCACGGUUUCUCCCCAGUUUUCAAGAGCUUGACCAACGUCGAAACCCCAGAAAACGUUGAUGUUAUCUUGGCUGCUCCAAAGGGUUCCGGUAGAACUGUCAGAUCCUUGUUCAAGGAAGGCAGAGGUAUCAACUCCUCUUACGCCGUCUGGAACGAUGUCACCGGUAAGGCUGAAGAAAAGGCCAUUGCCUUGGCUGUCGCCAUUGGUUCUGGUUACGUCUACCAAACCACCUUCGAAAGAGAAGUCAACUCCGACUUGUACGGUGAAAGAGGUUGUUUGAUGGGUGGUAUCCACGGUAUGUUCUUGGCUCAAUACGAAGUCUUGAGAGAAAACGGCCACACCCCAUCUGAAGCUUUCAACGAAACCGUCGAAGAAGCCACCCAAUCCUUAUACCCAUUGAUUGGUAAGUACGGUAUGGACUACAUGUACGAUGCUUGUUCCACCACUGCCAGAAGAGGUGCUUUGGACUGGUACCCAAGAUUCAAGGAUGCCUUGAAGCCAGUCUUCGAAGACUUGUACGAAUCUGUCAAGAACGGUUCCGAAACCCAAAGAUCCUUGGACUUCAACUCCCAACCAGACUACCGUGAAAAGUUGGAAGAAGAAUUGAAGGUCAUCAGAGGUAUGGAAAUCUGGAGAGUUGGUAAGGAAGUCAGAAAGUUGCGUCCUGAAAACCAAUAA
This is a messenger RNA of Suhomyces tanzawaensis NRRL Y-17324, 1200 nucleotides long. RefSeq names its product ketol-acid reductoisomerase (gene ILV5). Lineage: Eukaryota; Fungi; Ascomycota; Pichiomycetes; Serinales; Debaryomycetaceae. Gene Ontology annotation, biological process: L-valine biosynthetic process. Gene Ontology annotation, molecular function: ketol-acid reductoisomerase activity. The record is from RefSeq and is a predicted model, not a curated record. Bases 1 to 1200 code for a protein of 399 amino acids. The transcript has a single exon. Gene Ontology annotation, cellular component: mitochondrion.